AGGGGAACAUCUCCCCCUUGCAGUCUAAACAAGCCGCCCGCACUAGCGCACUGGGGGAUUCAAUACUUGAACAUCAUACCACGAGCACGACCUGCAACCUUUCACUCGACUAGGUUCAACAUUCUUUCUCUUCCUCCAGAGUCGUUUCAAUUCACUACAGUGACUCGAGAACCGACUGCCGCAACAAUGGCCAGCCAGACCUUAGAAGCUCGUCUCGAGACGCUCACCGUCUCCGACGACUAUGACCAGCUCGAUGCUCCCAAGGUCCCCUCUAAGAGCAAGGCUUCUGCUCAAACAGCGCGUCAGCCUCUCUUCAAAGUCGCCCUACAACCCUCGUCCAGCGCCUCGGUUACCCUACCCUCCCAAGCCGCCAUCCAGCGCACAAAAUCCACAGUCCCAGCGUCACCACCCCCCGCACGCAAGGCACUCCCCAGCAGCUCCCGUCCCUCGGCCGAAAUCGACGAGCAGCAGCUGCAGCGCAACCCCCAGCUCGUGGACCAGCCCACCAUCAAGCAAUGGCACCUCGGCAUGUUCGAGAUUGGCCGUCCUCUCGGCAAGGGGAAGUUUGGACGCGUCUAUCUCGCCAGGGAACGAUCGAGCGGCUACAUCUGCGGUCUCAAGGUGCUGCACAAGAACGAGCUCCAGGCCGGUGGCGGUGUCGAGAAGCAGGUUCGCCGCGAGAUUGAGAUCCAGAGUAACCUGCGCCACCCCAACAUCCUCAAGCUGUACGGCCACUUCCACGACAGCAAGCGCAUCUUCCUGAUCCUCGAAUACGCCGCCAAGGGCGAGCUCUACAAGCACCUGCGCAAGGAGCAUCGGUUCCCUGAGUGGAAGGGUGCGCAGUACAUUUCCCAGAUGGCUUCUGCCCUCCAUUACCUUCACAGGAAGCACGUCAUUCACCGUGAUAUCAAGCCUGAGAAUAUCCUGGUGGGCAUCCACGGCGAGAUCAAGAUCUCUGACUUUGGAUGGAGCGUGCAUGCACCCAACAGCCGCCGCAAGACCAUGUGCGGAACACUGGACUACCUGCCCCCCGAGAUGGUGAGGCCAGGCAGCUCAGAUAACUACUACGACGAGAAGAUCGAUCUCUGGAGUCUAGGUGUGCUGACGUACGAAUUCCUCGUCGGCGAGGCGCCAUUCGAGGAUACGCCUGUCAUGACCCAGAGGAGAAUCGCAAGGGCCGAGAUGACGGUGCCAAAGUUCGUGAGCCCCGAGGCUACGGAUUUGAUCAAGAAGCUUCUCGUGUUGGACCCCUCGAAGCGUCUUCCACUGGAUCAAGUUCAGAAGCACCCGUGGAUUACAAAGCACUGCGACAGCAGCCGGGGCAGCAGGAGGUGAUGUUGUAGCGUAAAGACAGGAAGAAGCGUUGUGUACUGGUACUCAGUCGAUCAAAGCAUAGGGAUGAAAUUGGCGUUCAACGGUAACAAGACAGGAUGGACAC
Molecule: messenger RNA, 1438 nt
Organism: Emericellopsis atlantica
Lineage: Eukaryota; Fungi; Ascomycota; Sordariomycetes; Hypocreales; Bionectriaceae
Product: kinase-like domain-containing protein
Exons: 3
Coding region: 187-1335 (382 amino acids)
Biological process (GO): protein phosphorylation; mitotic spindle organization; regulation of cytokinesis
Cellular component (GO): spindle pole centrosome; chromosome passenger complex; spindle midzone
Molecular function (GO): protein kinase activity; ATP binding
Source: RefSeq, a predicted model, not a curated record